GAACGUUUGUUUUUGUUUGUUUUCUGUCGGAAGAUUAAAAACGAUUCACCUUCGGGUGCGCCAUUUUGGCUCCAUGUGAGCUGUCUACUUGACAACCAGCAUGUUUCUUGUGCGUGAAGGUGACCGCACGAGUGAAUAAACCCGUUGAAAUGGCUUCGUUGCGUGUAGCGAGGAGGAUGUUCUGCGCGGCGGCAGAAACAGCAGCAGCUCCGGUCACAAGCAGCAGAUGGGAAAGGCUGAAAAACAGUAAAGCGGGUUCGUGGUGUCGCGGCCUGCUCUCGGACUACAAAGAGGCAUGUCGGGAGGUGGUUGUGGGCUCGUGGGAGCAACCGGUCAAAGCCUCAGUGUACGUCACUCUGCUGGGCGGGGCCUGGGCCUGUUUCUACACAAAACCUGACCGCUCGUCCUUUGACGCCACCCUGCUGGAGUUCUCCAACCAGCUGGGCCUGCUGUCACCGUGGAUCCGCAACGGCACCUCGGACGGCCACGUGCAGAGUCUAGUGAAGCUUCGCAACGAGGGCCGGCUCCGCCACGCCAGCCUGGGUCUCCUCUCUCUGGUUUACAGAGCCGACUACGACGCAGACGCCACGCUGUACGAAGCCCAGUGCUCCAACCUGUCGGUGCCCUGGAGGGAGCUCCCUAAGCGGAUUCUAGACGUGGGCUUCAUUGGCCGCUGGUGGGUGCUGGACUCAAAGAUGAAGAACUUUGACGUGAACGAGGACGAGUUCAAGAACCUGCCGGCACACAUGCAGGCGACAUCGCCACCCGGCGUUCAGGAGGUGGAAAGGAGCGAGAGGCUGCACAAAGAGUCGUGGUUAGCACUGACAAUGGAGGAAGAGGAGAAAGAACCUAAUGCGGUGGACAGAAAGGAGGAGAGCGUCAGCGAAGAGAGCCAAACACAAGCACUGAAAGAGGAACAGACUCAAGCGUAAGUGCUGUGUGGCUAUUUCACACUGCACAGCAAAAACAUGCCGGAUAGAGGACCGUACCAGGGUAGUUAUUCUCAUUUUACAUUCAACAAACCGCUUUUUAGCUUCCAUUUUCAGCCACGAACUGUCCAAACCGUUUACUGCCACCACAAACGGCCAAGGAAGGAGGAAACAUCCACAGCUUUGUUCUCGUCAAAUUAAAAGUAGCCCUUCAAGAUCUUUUUUUUCUUCGCUAUGUUUUUAUUUAUUCCCACCUGUUUUACAAGGUAAUGCAAAUGAUUUAUACCAUGUGUCAAUAAAUCUGUCAAUCAUCUGCA
Messenger RNA from Sander lucioperca (pikeperch), 1246 nucleotides. It is a transcript of the gene timm29, whose product is annotated as translocase of inner mitochondrial membrane 29. The coding region runs from base 150 to 932 and encodes 260 amino acids. Gene Ontology annotation, biological process: protein insertion into mitochondrial inner membrane. Gene Ontology annotation, cellular component: TIM22 mitochondrial import inner membrane insertion complex. Lineage: Eukaryota; Metazoa; Chordata; Actinopteri; Perciformes; Percidae. The record is from RefSeq and is a predicted model, not a curated record. The transcript is spliced from 2 exons.